AGUCACCUAAAAUAACCCAAACCCAGGUGAAUGAAAACAGAUGAAAUGAUCUAUGAAUGCAAAAUAAACAUUUUUAAAUUCACAGUUCACAGUUCGCCUCCCUCAUGAAGUGUGUUGUUAUUGAAGCUGUAAUCUUCUCUGAGGUUUAGUUCAGUCUUUACCUCUGACAUUUCCAGCAGCUUGUCUCAGUCUGUCAGCUUCUGUUUCUGCAGGAUGUGUCGCAGCUGCGUCCCACGCUCAUCAAACUGCUGUAUUUCAGAUGAGAUGCAAAGUCACUUCCUCCAGUCAGUCUGCUCAGACCCCAUCCGCGCACAUUCACUCACUCUGCCAGGCGAUGCUUCGGAGGAAAUUACCCGAAACUCGUAAUCAGUGACAGGCAGCGCAGGCUGGAUGCUGGUGAGAGAGCCUGCAGAGUUACACACUGCUCAGCCUGCGACAACAGGAAACGAGAGAAAGAGCGCCACUGACACAGAACUGAAACCUGCGUCGAUGAAGGUGAAGCUGCUGCUUCUGCCAACUUUAUUCACUACUUUACCUUUCAAAGGAUUACUCUGGGAGAAAAGCUUCAGUCCCAGCAUGUCCUCCUGUGGUCUGUGAACUGAGGCGAUGGAGAGCCCGUCCUCCACGGUGAGGCGGCGGGCCUGGAUUAACAGCAGCCGACAGUGGCCCACUCUGGAGGAGCUGGACCCAGAGGGGCCGCUGUGCAACCUCCCAUCUGCCUCUAUAGCAGACGACGACGUCUUCUCUGAUGGAUGCUUCACAGGAAAGAUUGAGAACUGGCUUCUCGGUUGUGGGUCAGGGGCCUGCUCAGACAAACAGCUGAGCUUUGAGGCUGUGCUCAAAGCCAGCAACUUUGACGAUGACCUGAGUCUUGGUGCUGAUGCUUCUGUGUUAAAUGGUGGAGAAAUCUCAUUGGAUGCUGGCCCUGCACAGCAGACUCCCAAGACACGACGACACAGCAGACUCAGCAGCAGCACCCCUCGUCCUGGACUAAGUCUGCCGUCGCUGAACUUGGGUCACAGCAUGGCCUCCAGCUGCCUCUCCUCCUCCACCUGUAAAACCACAUCAAGUGUAUCAGAGGUCCUGCAGAUGUGUUCGGAGGAUGCAGAGGAGACGCUGUACGAGCUGGGUUUCGGCUGCGAUGAGCCGCAGGUCACGGUUCGCAUCCCCCCUCGCUUCUUCACCUUCCCCUCUCAGGCUCAGGGCAUCAACUUCCGCCUCUUCCUGGACUCACAGCUCCGGCGGAUACGAGAGGAGGACCCCAGCCUCUCUCUAGCGAGCCGUUUCAGACAAGUCCAGGUGCUCACAGCGAUGGCCAACGCCUUCUACUCCCUCUACUCCCACGUGUCCCGCACCCCUCUUCAGAAGCUGGCCACGCCGGAGUUUUCCUUCUCGUCCCCCGUGGAGAGGAUCGAGCGCUUCAGGAGCAGCAUCCGCAGCGAGCCGCGCUCUCCGGUGGAGAGGCUGAAAGACACCGUCUCCAAGAUGUGCCUCUACACAGGCUCUCCACGCGGGUCAGACUCCACAUCUCCACAGCCCUCACCCAGGAAGAGGUCCAGCCUCCCUGACGUUGUGGAUAUAGUCCUGGUGAAAGUCAAGACCGGGGCGACCAAGAGACUGGAUCUGGGGGAAUUUAACAGGAGCAAUUCAGCUGUGGAUGUUCGGCUAGUCACAGAUGAUGAUAAAUCCUUUAAGAGUGGGAAAGAAGAGGAAUCACAGAAGACCGCGGAUGUUCUUCAGAAUGAGAGUAAAAUCUGUCAUAAGGAGAUGCAGAGCAGCAAACAAACAGAUAAUGCUGAUGCUGGUGAGAACAGCGUCCAGGCAACAGAGGCUGACAGGACUCAGAGUAUAAGAACAUCUCUGGCCUCAUCGUUAUCAGGAGAAACUGUGAUAGAAACAAAUCGUCAGGCAGAGCCGGACUCAUAUUCGACUCCAAGUGACACGAGGACAGCUGAGCUAAAGCCUGUUACCAAGGCUACGUACGAUCUUAUCUGCCCGCAGAUAGUUGAGAGCGUACAUCAGGCUCCUUUCUGCUGCCAAAACCCACACGCUCCAAAAACAAACACUUUGCCUCUUAUCUGCUCUGAGACACAAAGCACAGAUACAUCACGUCCUGGAUCACAAAAACCCCAAACACCAACCCCUAUCUCUGCCAGGCAGGCAUCCAGAUCACUUCCUGUCCUGGUCCCCAACGGCAGCUAUACCCAUUACUCUAUCACUGUGACGGGCUGGGAGGGGGACGAUGCCUCUUCCUCUUCCUUGAACGCACCAGAUUCCAGUCAUACUUCAACCGUUCCGCCUGUUGGGGCGCGUAAGGAGUCGUUUAAUGAGGGGAAAAGCCAGUACCUGAAUCCACUGACACAUCAGAGCCUGGGGCAGUUCUCCAAUAGCCUACAACAGGUUAACUCUUUUGAACUGGAAGAGGUGCACAGUGCAGGAGAGGAAGAAUUCGGACAGACGGACGCUGCAAAAACAACAACCUCACCGUCGUCCACAAAGCAUCAGAACAAAGGUGAGGUGGUCCGGGGCGACAGCGUGCAGUCAGACAGCAGCGGCUACGCAGACGAAGAAGUCAGUCCCUCAUUGGACAGACACGGCAGGUGACGGGAAACACAGAGCUCCACGCAAACGACGUGUCGUCUUUCAACUGUGGACUUUUUUUCUGCACUUAAGAUUUGAGUUUCUACAACUCAUGGUUUGGAAAGUGCAUCGCAGCAAGAGAGGCUGUAGACUGAGGAAGCUUUCUCCCAUUAGGAAAAGUUGAGGAUAUGCAAAGCAUUAAGUUAACUCCCAGAAUCCUGUAAAUAAAGUCACUGAGAGGCUUUGAUGAAA
This is a messenger RNA of Lates calcarifer (barramundi perch), 2832 nucleotides long. RefSeq names its product thymocyte expressed, positive selection associated 1 (gene tespa1). Bases 607 to 2604 code for a protein of 665 amino acids. The transcript is spliced from 12 exons. The record is from RefSeq and is a predicted model, not a curated record. Gene Ontology annotation, molecular function: signaling receptor binding. Lineage: Eukaryota; Metazoa; Chordata; Actinopteri; Centropomidae.